AAAUCUACAGUAUUUAAUUUUAAUUAUGCUUUCUUCAAUACUCCUAACUUAUAUUAAGUAUUUAAAAAUUUUUACUUCAUUUUGCGCAUUUUGGCCUUUUCUUUCUUACCGAGAGUCAGUUGCUCUCCGAAUAUUAUAUGCUAUAUUUUUAAUCUCAUUAGUUAUACCUUGGGUAAUACAUGUUUACAGUGUGAGAAACGACAUUGAAGGAAUUUGUGACAGCCUAUCUUUGGGUCUUCUUAUCCCAUUAGGAAUAAUGAACUUCAUUUAUAUAGUUAAACAUGAAAAAGUGUUACAAAAAAUUCUUAAUCAUAUGUCUCAAGAUUUUUACAAUGUAUCAGAAAACAAACAGGAACUUAAAAUUUUAAAAGAAUCCUCAGAUCUAACACGAUUAUUUACUAUUGUAUAUUUAAGUUAUACAUUAUCGACAACGCUAUCCUACUUGGUAGUUACAUGCACGCCAUUAGUUCUAAAUAAAAUCAAGCCAUUAAAUGUCUCACGUAGCAUACCAAUUCUUAUAGAAUUAGAUUAUUACUUUUUUGACAAAAAAGAUUAUUUUUUUUGGACCACUGUUCAUCUAUAUAUUACGGGGUCAUAUGGUGUAUUUACAGUAAUAUGCUGUGAUUUACUCCUUUUCGCUUUUGCUCAACAUGCUUGUGGAAUGUUUAAAGUAUUAAGAUAUAAAUUAAAAGUAAUUAUGAACCAUGAAGACACACCAGAAUUGUCGCUCACUACAUCUGAAAUGUAUAAGAAGGCUUGCUCCUGUGUGAUAACACACAAUAGAAUACUUGAGUUAGUUAAUGAUGUCAACGAAGUUUUUUCAUUUUGUUUAUUAUUCUCAUUUGGAGUUGUAAUAUUGUUAGUGGCUAUUCAUGGUAGUGUGGUUAUCUUAAAACUGCAUGACGUUCGUUUUGUUUUAAAAGAAUGUAUUACUGGGUUUGGUCAAGUGUUUCACUUAUUUUUGUUGUGUUUCGUUGGAGAAUUGGUAAACAAUCACAGUAGUAAUCUAAAUAAUUAUAUAUAUGAUUUUGAAUGGGUUGACUCGUCGCCAGAAAUAAAAAAAUUAAUAUGCAUAAUGCUAAAUCGAAGUUACAGUAACUGUAGUUUAUGUGUAGGUAAAACAUUUGUUUUAUCUUUCGAUUUUUUUACCACGAUUAUGAAAACAAUAUUUUCUUAUUUGAAUGUUUUGAAUUCUCAACGAUGAAUUAUAAAAAUAAUAAUAAACUUCAGUAAAACCAUUGGAUGAUAUAAAAAUAUAAUCUUCAACACUUUAAAAUGAUUAAGGAGAGGUUAUUCGAGCAAAAGAUUUUUUUAUUGGUCUGUGUUUAUUAUUUAUUUCCGUUUAUUAAAAAUUUACAUUUUAACACUUAAAUAAACUUAAGAAUCACAAUCUGUAUAAAUGUUAUAAU
Messenger RNA from Leptopilina boulardi, 1409 nucleotides. Its product is annotated as odorant receptor 67a-like. Gene Ontology annotation, cellular component: plasma membrane. The transcript is spliced from 9 exons. The record is from RefSeq and is a predicted model, not a curated record. Gene Ontology annotation, molecular function: odorant binding; olfactory receptor activity. Bases 26 to 1204 code for a protein of 392 amino acids. NCBI's taxonomy places the organism in Eukaryota, Metazoa, Arthropoda, Insecta, Hymenoptera, Figitidae. Gene Ontology annotation, biological process: detection of chemical stimulus involved in sensory perception of smell; sensory perception of smell.